GUCUGGUUCCAGAACCGGAGGGCCAAGUGGCGUAAGCGUGAGAAGUGUUGGGGCCGCAGCAGCGUCAUGGCGGAGUACGGUCUGUAUGGCGCCAUGGUCCGACACUCCAUCCCUCUGCCAGAGUCCAUCCUGAACUCUGCCAAGAACGGCAUGAUGGGAUCCUGUGCUCCCUGGCUGCUCGGUGAGCCGCAUGCACGUAUGCACAAGAAGUCUCUGGAAAUAUCCAAGAAGUGUUCCACUCCCACUGCAACAGACUCAACGCGCUCUGACUCUUUCUGCAAUGCUGCGGAGCAGCAAGUCUGCGAGGCUCAGGAGGAGGAGGAGGCGGAGCUUCUGGAAGAGGAGGACGUAGAGGAGGAGGUGGCCAUUGACUUGUCCAGCUCUUCCAAACAGCAGCAAGAAGUCGUGGCUUCAGCAAGGACCAGCCCCUCGCCACAACGACAGAGUGGCAGUGAAUCAGACAAGCACAGCUGAAUGUGGGAGGAGCCUCAGCAGAAAAUCCUGAAAUCUGACUGAUGCUUCUUUCAGGGAACUCAGCCUAUAAACAAAUAGCUGUGAUUUUUGAUGCUAAGCAAAGUUUAUUGAAUUAAAUGUAUUUUUCUUUUGUUUACCUGUUUAUUUAAAAUGUAACAUUGUUACAGUCAGAGUCCUCACAGACUUUCAGUAGAUGUGAAUCAGAGGACAGCUUUGUUUUAGGGAGAUGGGCUUGAAGACACAGGUCUGCAGAUCUCCCCGAGUGAAACUGAAACAUCGAAAUAUUCGGACUGCUUAAAAAACAUGACAAAACUCUGGUGUUGUGAUGUCAGAAAACACUGUUGCGUAAAAGUAGAGCAUCAUAAGACUGUCAUGGUUUCAGCUUGUUCUCCAUGACUGAAGAAGAUGUAAAGGUUACAGUUUGUGUUUGUCUUUGUUUUGUUUUCUGUUUGUGUCAGAUGAGACUUUUAUUGAUUCAUGUUGAAAUCUCGUGUUUUAUAGUCUGGUUCUGAAUGUAAAUUAAAUCUAACUAUUAAUAUUUAUUAUUAUUAUUAAAUGUUUGUAGAGUAGGUGGCAAAUAAAAUCAUAUUUUUCAAACGUCA
This is a messenger RNA of Austrofundulus limnaeus, 1076 nucleotides long. Its product is annotated as visual system homeobox 1. Gene Ontology annotation, molecular function: sequence-specific double-stranded DNA binding; DNA-binding transcription factor activity, RNA polymerase II-specific. NCBI's taxonomy places the organism in Eukaryota, Metazoa, Chordata, Actinopteri, Cyprinodontiformes, Rivulidae. The record is from RefSeq and is a predicted model, not a curated record. Gene Ontology annotation, biological process: regulation of transcription by RNA polymerase II. Gene Ontology annotation, cellular component: nucleus.